AUGGCCACCUACCACAGUGGCCCGCCAGAUCGCUAUCCAAGUGCCAGUCAAAAGGAAGGCCAGAUUAGGGCAAGCCAUCUACUUAUCAAACACCGAGACAGCCGCCGGCCCACUAGCUGGAGAGAAGCAAAUAUUACACGGACCAAGGAAGAAGCCAUUGAAAUUCUUAACGGCCAUUUAAAACGUAUCAUGGCUGGAGAGGCGACUCUAGGGGACAUUGCUACAACCGAAUCAGAUUGCAGCAGCGCAAGGAAGAAGGGAGACCUUGGAUUCUUUACCCAUGGUGUCAUGCAAAAGGAAUUUGAGGAUGCAUCGUUUGCGCUCAAGCCAGGCCAGAUCAGCGGGAUCGUAGAAACACAGUCUGGCGUUCAUCUCAUUGAAAGGUACUUUGCACUGACUCUAUCUUCUGAGGUAUCGAUCACUGACACAGCACAAUCAGGAUUGAAUGAAUCAGUGAAUCAAUCUUUUGUGUACCUAGCAUGCUAUUCACAAGACCUUCUUAGCCGUCAUAAAACUGAAGGAUAUCAUCAAAUAUCACUUGAUAGCCAAAUGCAACCUGAUGAUUCACUCCCGGACCUUGGAACUGAAGCUCUCACCAAUAUGAGCGACCAAGACUUUCUAUCUAUGUUCGAAGAGCAUCAUAUGACUUCCUCAGAUAGUAACCUGAACACCAACUUCAAUAACUUGGUCGCGCAUCAAUCCGAUUCCCCUCAGUCAAAUGUCGGAUUUACUCCUCAAGCUAGCACUGGCCCCGGCAACACAAGCGCAGUGCUCUCUCAAGUGCCAUUUCUGCCCAAUAAUCCCCAUGGCUCAGUGACUACUUUCUCCGGUCAUACUUCACAAAGCCCAGCUGAAUCCGGCAUCAAGCCCUUUACGGGCGUGGACGAGAUUGACAAACAGGCUAAAGCGAUGGUCGCAACAAUGGGACACAUUCGGGUGCAAAGCUUGGUUGGAUGGGAUCUUUUGCGCCAGCAGCAUAAUAACUCCUUGGUUUUCUAUAUGAGCUGUGUCCAGCGGCCCCUGGAGGGCGGAGCCGAUUGGAGCCAGUAUUUGGAGGAGAUGCGCCUGAGUUACAACAUGUUGAGGGACUAUCAGAUGCAGGCCUAUAAAUCGAUUUGCGGCUGCUUGAAAGUCUGGCUCAAGUAUUACCAACAUAUACUCAAAUCCGACACCCUUCGAGACUGCCACUACGAGUUUCGACAAUACGCGGAGCUUCAACACCAUGUCGUGGCAUAUCGUUUCCCCGAAUGGCACCAACAUCCAGCUCUCGAGCUCGCACAGCAAAACGCUAGCCAGCAGCAGCAGCAGCAUCCUCCGGCAUGA
This is a messenger RNA of Uncinocarpus reesii 1704, 1323 nucleotides long. RefSeq names its product peptidyl-prolyl cis-trans isomerase ssp-1. Gene Ontology annotation, molecular function: peptidyl-prolyl cis-trans isomerase activity. Lineage: Eukaryota; Fungi; Ascomycota; Eurotiomycetes; Onygenales; Onygenaceae. The record is from RefSeq and is a predicted model, not a curated record. Gene Ontology annotation, cellular component: nucleus; cytosol. The coding region runs from base 1 to 1323 and encodes 440 amino acids. The transcript has 4 exons.